This is a messenger RNA of Aspergillus nidulans FGSC A4, 1330 nucleotides long. RefSeq names its product mitochondrial 37S ribosomal protein RSM24. The record is from RefSeq and is a predicted model, not a curated record. Gene Ontology annotation, molecular function: structural constituent of ribosome. Gene Ontology annotation, biological process: mitochondrial translation. Lineage: Eukaryota; Fungi; Ascomycota; Eurotiomycetes; Eurotiales; Aspergillaceae. The coding region runs from base 11 to 1165 and encodes 384 amino acids. The transcript is spliced from 2 exons.
CCCCCGCACAAUGGUCUUAUUAACGAGGUACCUGGGCCGCUCCGCUCGGAUAGUGGCCCGUAGAGGCCCAAUCGCUAUUCAACAUCGUCCUUUCUCUGCCUCCGCACCGACAUUCCUACCCGAAGAUCCCCCAGACCCCGUUCCUCCGAAAGACCCUCGUCCUGAAGACCUGCCGCCAGCGCCAGAGUACUCGCCGGAGCUAUUAUCCAAGGAAGAGCGUCAGUACUAUGACAUGUUGUCUCCGGAAGAGCGCGAGGAGUUCGACGCCGAGCACCGCAGAGCUGUCGAAGAAUUCAACGACCCCAAAGCGCGAAAGGCGAUGUUUGAUGAGAUCGAGAAAGAGGUGAACAAUAUCGACAGGCAGAUUCCCCUCCGAUUUACGGAGCCUCCUGGAAAACCUCGCGGUUUUUGGGCGAGAGAUGAAGACGAUGAAUUCGGUAUCGUGGAAGACGAAGAUGAUUUCCACAACGAUGAAAUCACUUCUAUGGCGCAUGCGGAGGUUGAGUUACAUCGUGAAGUGAGAGAAUACGCUAGAAUCACCGCAUGGGACAUGCCACUCUUAAGCAAGUUGGCUAAGCCUUUCACCCUCCCUCCCGAAACUCACAUUCUACGCUUCCGUUACACCACAUACAUGGGUGAGUCGCACCCGGCCGAGAAUAAGGUCGUCGUCGAACUCUCCAGCAGCGAUCUCGUCCCCAGGUACCUCACCGAGGCGCAGCGCCAAACCCUCCUCAAGCUGGUCGGCCCCCGCUACAACCCUGAUACAGACAUCAUCCGUAUGUCCUGCGAGAAAUUUGACACCCGCGCCCAGAACAAGCGUUAUCUAGGAGAUCUCAUCGAGACCCUGCUCAAGGAGGCCAAGGAAGGCGACUCAUUCGCCGACAUACCUCUCGACCUCCGUCACCACAAGCCGAAGAAGACGCUGCAGUUCCCGAAAGAAUGGAUCAUGACUGAGGAGCGCAAGAAGCAACUCGAGGCUACCCGUGCUGAGCGAAAACGUCUUGAGCAACAGAGACAGGGUGUUGUAGAUGGAAAUGCGGUCAUUGCGCAGGCGGUCAAGACACUUCCCGCUCUAAAUCCUGCCCUGAAGGCUCAUGCGACGGCGGAGCGCGAGAAGGUUGCUGUGAAAGUCGGGGCUAGGGGGCAGAAGCAGAAGCUACGCUAGGAGAAUAUCAUGAAGUCAGCCAUGGACGUUGAUGUUGUACAAUCUCUGUAUCUUUGCUUGAGGAUAGCGCAGGGCCGUUUAGACUAUUUUUCACGUUAAUGUACUAUACUAUUAGCACUUUAUCUUCUACAUACCUAAUUUUUCGAUACAAGAAAUAGUUGGCAG